Osmia bicornis bicornis is the source of this 813-nucleotide messenger RNA. RefSeq lists its product as uncharacterized. NCBI's taxonomy places the organism in Eukaryota, Metazoa, Arthropoda, Insecta, Hymenoptera, Megachilidae. The transcript is spliced from 5 exons. Bases 256 to 693 code for a protein of 145 amino acids. The record is from RefSeq and is a predicted model, not a curated record. Gene Ontology annotation, molecular function: serine-type endopeptidase inhibitor activity; protein binding.
AGAUGGGCAGUGGCGAGUGCACGGGAAAAUCCGGUCUGUUCGCGUUCUUUUGCGCGGGGAUUUUUAAGGUUGUUCACCGAUUUAUCGAUUCACCGAUUGCCACGUGACUGGUUGACCAUACAAAGAGUGUUGCACGGUCAGUUUCUCGGAGCCUAUAAAAGUAAACGCGGAAGAUCCAACGCGACCAGUAAAUGUUCGAUCUUGACGCGGAAGAGGGAAGCAUAGAGAGACAAAGGAAGACGAUUAACGGAUAAAAUGUGGUUGUUUUAUGUGAUUCUUGUUACUGCAUUGAGUGGGAGGAUGAUCACAGUUGCACAGUUCCCUUUUGACGAUGACGCUUCUUUAUCGAGAGCUAAUUUUUUCGAGGUGGACGGAUUCGUUUUCGACGGACCGGCGGACAGACCGCCUUCAAUCGGAGUAACGACUUCCAGUUUGAGAAGCAGCACCCCAACGCCGACGACCACGACUCCGAGGACACCGACGACGACGGUGACUGCUUCUCCUUUGGUGGAUGCUCUAUUCGAUGCUUGCGUUGGGAGGUGUCCGGCGACACCGGAGUAUAAUCCCGUUUGCGGAUCGGACAACGUCGAUUACGAUAAUCCAGGACGAUUAAGUUGCGCGGCGACGUGUGGUAAAGAUAUCACGCUAAAAUAUUACGGGAAAUGCGCGACUACGAAGAUCAGAGGAGGAUAAGAUUCGGAAGGAGAGGGAGGCGUUUGUUCGCGUUGGCUCGACUGCGUACUUUCGAGCAAAAAGACUGCAUUAGCGUGUAAUUAAAAAUAAAAUUAUUAUUGUUUUUAAUCAUUUUCACAA